UUCCUGGACAGAAGUUGAUUUACCCAAGAGUCAUCAAAAGUGCGCCAUAACGAGUGCCUCUUUGCAGCGGAGAAUUUUCUUUUUAGCGCUCUGAAUGGCAAAGGAUUGAAUUUCAUUGGGAAAAUACAAAGGAAUGAUUGAGACUUUCUUUGUGAAAUUGAUCGUUGGAAAUCGCGUUGUGACUUCUUGAGGUGUUUCAAACUUUUUAUACAAAAAACAGGUGAUAAAACAGAACGGGGAUUGGGUGAACAAAAUGGGAUGUUCGUCGUCUCAGAGUUCAAGUGUAGCACCGGAAAAUGGAACGGAAGGCAGCCCAGCGACUUAUCCUCCCUCAACGGCAUUUGAGAUACCAUUGGACGAUGACGACAGUAGUUUGGUGAAGAAGCAUCCACCCAAGAGGCUCCGUCGCCUUGAAGAAACUCCUUCGACACCGCCGAGCAUCGAGGAGCUGCAGGAGAAGUUGGCUAAUGCUGAACUCAGACGGCAGUUGAUUCUACAACAAAAAGUCGCAAAUGUGAUGAUCCGAACGAAUGGCGAUGACCGAAAUUCGGAUGAUUUGGACGAGAAUGACAACAAGAGCGUCAAAAUGGAGGUGGAUCGUCACGAAAAUGGCGUCAUAUCGACAUGAUCGACAAGAUGAAAGAUGUUUGGUGAUUUUGCAAAGGAAAAAUACAGUGGUUUUUUUUAUUAAACAUACAUAUAUAUUUUACUCAUUUAGUGACAUUUACCCGUAUAUGUUUAUAAAAUUGUUUUACACACAUCUUUUUUUUCUACAGUAAGUUUUCUUCAUUAGGUUUUUUUCCAUUAUUAACAAUUCACUCAGAAUGUUGGUUUAUUUUUCAAAUCUCUGACAUCAAUAUCUAUAUCGUAGAUAAAAUUUAUGUCAUUUUUCAUUGACCCAAAACAUAAACAAUUUUUGACUAUUCAUUCUCUCACACCACGUCCUUUCCAAAGAUCAUUGUCUUUGUAUCCUUUUUCUUUUCAAAAUAAUAGAGAUUUUAUUUACAAAUGGCGCUAAAUGAGAUUUUCUUUUAAUUUUUUUUUCUUUUAAAUAGAUUAACAAUUUCACAAGGUUUUUUUUCUCAAUCCGAAAUGAUUGAAUGAAUAAAGUAACUAUAAGGCAAAUUUCUUUUUUUUUAUUCUUUGUAUUAACGUGAUAGAGAUUAUAAAUGGUCGCUUUGGUUUUAAGUAAGUAUCUCAUCCUCUUUUUUUUAACUAAUUCAAUGAAAAUCAUAAUUAUUUGACACAUAAAUUUUUAAUUAUUUUUGGGAGAUUUCGAUGUUUUUACAUAAUCUCCGAAAUUAAAAAAAAAACAUUUUUCUUGCCACCCCGUGUCAAUUCCCACUCCGCAUCUUAUUUCCCUAAUUUUUAGAGGGUUGUCGUAAUAAUCAUAUUAAAUGAGCCACGCCUACAAAUAAAUUUUGACCACGCCCUUUUAAGCCAUUUGUAAGAAAAUGGCGUUUUUUCAUUUAUUCGAUAAAACGUUGUCAUGACAGCUUUUAAAUAAUUUACCUCUUAGACAAGGCGUGAAAAUUCUGUUUUCAGAAACUAGGCCACGCCUUUUUAUAAAGCAGUUCGGGAAGUUUAUCAUUUUAAUAGUAAAGUCCAUUCGAAAAAUGAAAACACAAUUUGUAGAGCAAACGGUAAUCUCCGUGUUUAUCCUUUUAUUUAUUAUAAAUUAUUAUGAUUACCCCGAGCCAAGGAAUUAAUAAAAAUGAUUCCAAGAUAUGAAUAUUAUUGUAAUUGAAUGCGCGAUUCAAAAGAUAACUUUUUGCUCUAAGCCUAUAAUUCGUGUAAGAAACACAUAUGCUAACUCAAAUAUGUGUGUCGGAGGUGAAUGAUGGCCCUAGACAAAGAGUUAUCAAAUAGCUAGCACAUUCCCCUAAAAUGUAUCCAGUCACUAAGAGGAUACCCCUUGGGCCACUGAGUAGAA
Molecule: messenger RNA, 1933 nt
Organism: Phlebotomus papatasi
Lineage: Eukaryota; Metazoa; Arthropoda; Insecta; Diptera; Psychodidae
Exons: 3
Coding region: 254-628 (124 amino acids)
Source: RefSeq, a predicted model, not a curated record